ACGCCGUCGGACGACGGGUAUGUGCCGAAGAAGCAGAGGAUAUGGCAGCUGUUGGUCGAGGCCCGCAACCGCUUGGAGGUGGUCGAGAAGCGCCUGGACGAGACAAGUCACGAGAACAGCUACCUGAGGGAUCGUUUGAACGAGGUCGAGAAGAAGCUCCUGAACAACACAGCGUCGGGGGAGACGGAGGGGGCCGCCACUUCGAUCGCCGACGCAGCUGGAGGCGGUGCCAUGUCGGAACCCGCCGACUCCGAGUUCGACCGCGAGACCGUCUACUACCCCGUGGGCCCCUGCCUCCCGCUCGGCAAGACCGAGGUGUUUUCGCUCUCCGAAGGCCACUACACCCUUGUGGAGCCGACGUUCAACCGCGCCAUCCCGUUGCACGACAUCGCACCGAGCAACAUCAGCACCUACGCCAUCGAGCUGCCCGGCGCCGCUCGCGCCGACACCGAGACUUCGGAGGGCGCGCCAGACGUCGUGCUCCCGCUCAGGGCCGACAACACCGUGGAGCACGAG
This is a messenger RNA of Prorocentrum cordatum, 516 nucleotides long. Lineage: Eukaryota; Dinophyceae; Prorocentrales; Prorocentraceae. The record is from the annotation of a GenBank genome assembly.